AUUAAAAAUUCAACAAAAUGAAUGACUCAGGUUUUGAAUGCUCCCUCUGCAUGAAAUUAGCCAUGUCAGCAUAAAUUUGCGAAAAAUGUGGAUUCAUGUAUUGCAAACAAUGUCUCCUCGAAAUAUUCGGUCCUAACUAUGAAUGUGUUUAAUGCCAAUCCAAAUAAUUUAAACCUAUUGAACAGUCAGCCCUCUAAGAAGCCUAUGAAUAAAUUCUCAACAAUUCAGUAAACAUAAAACCUGUUAAAAUUAAUAAACCACCUCCAGAACCUCCGGUUGUAGAAAUAUAAUAAUGGUAAACAUUCUUAAAAGAAAAUUGUAUAAACUUUGAUCUCUGUAAAUCAAAUAUCAAUCAAAUAUUCUAAAAUGAAUAAGUCUGUAGUUUAGAAUGUCUAUACUAUACCAAAAUAAUUCCACUUUACGAAUAAUAAGACUUUGCUAAUAUUAGAAAAGAGAUAAAUAAUUUAGAAAAGUAUUAACCUCUAAAAAAUGUAUUAUCAAAUCAACAGGUAGGGUUCAGCUAAUUUGUUAAUGGAAUUACAAGAUUCACUUUUAAUAGAUGUGCUCCAGGAAUACAGAUACUUGAAUCAUAAGUAAUAUUGUAGGAGGAUACAUUUACAUUUAAAACUGCCACUAGUUCCGUUGGGUUCUAGUAGGGAAUUCAUUAUUGGAAAAUCAUACCUUUGCCAAUGUCCAAGAAUGAAAUGAAAAUUGGAGUUUCGACGUCUGACAACUAUGAUCUCAAAACUUCAUUUUCUGAUUACAAUUUUGGAUAUGCCUUCUACACAAUAGGUUAAUUUAGAAAUGGCAGUAAUUCUAACGUAAUUUUCCUAUUUAAUCUAGGGAUUGGCAUACGGAGCCAGAUUUACAAAUACUGGUGAAGUCGGAGUCUUGCUUGACAUGAAUAGGGGAAUACUGGCAUUCUCAUACAAUGGCAAUUUUCUUGGAAAAGCCAUAACUACAGAUUGUCUUAAAAAAGGACCGAUAUAUCCCUGCGUUGCAUUACUUCGUCAAGCAGGAUUUGAAUUUUAAUGCGGCAUACCGAUUCCGUAAAAUUUACUUGAUUUAUUUUUAAAAUGA
Messenger RNA from Paramecium octaurelia, 1080 nucleotides. The record is from the annotation of a GenBank genome assembly. Lineage: Eukaryota; Ciliophora; Oligohymenophorea; Peniculida; Parameciidae.